This is a messenger RNA of Scylla paramamosain (green mud crab), 4798 nucleotides long. RefSeq names its product nucleolar and coiled-body phosphoprotein 1-like. The transcript has 6 exons. The coding region runs from base 374 to 2956 and encodes 860 amino acids. The record is from RefSeq and is a predicted model, not a curated record. NCBI's taxonomy places the organism in Eukaryota, Metazoa, Arthropoda, Malacostraca, Decapoda, Portunidae.
AGGUGAGCGGCAGCUGUGAGACAGGAAACACGCAGCCUCAGUCGGUGUGUGGCAGUGCGUGGGAUAGGACGCGGUCGCUCUCCCUCUCCCGGUCCCUCGUCAUGCUGACUUCUCCUUGACAAGUGUUCGUACGUGAAGAAGACAACAAACAGUGCCACUUAGAAACUGCUGAUGAGUCGUGGCACUGAUGGAACCUACCGAGUGUGGAGUUGUGAUUUGUGACGCGAUAACGAAAUGUGUUGGUGACGCUUGUGAUACAUUGUGAUAGUGGCGGGAAGGAAGAUUGAUGAGGUAACAGCCUCAAGUAAACACCGUGAAUACCAUCGCCACUCUCCUCAACACGACUAGUCACUGUCAUUAUGUGGACGCUGUCAUGAUGUUGACAUUGGUGUUGCUGGUGGGCGCGGUCAGCUGCUCCCCGGUACCCAGCGAGCCUUCUCUUCCGGCUUCCAUUGCUCGCCAUGGCACGUCGCCUGCUGGCGCGGCUCACGUGGAAGCCACCCACGAAGCACGGCAGAUCACCUUUGAAGUGAUCGAGGAAGUGGGUGAAACUACACUCUCAACUACCUCAUCAGAUCUUUCUGGCGAGGACGACCCUCCUAUUCCCACCGCCACUACCCCUCCUGUGCUUCCUGAAUCCGAGCCCCAGGAAGCCAACCCCGCAGUAACCGAGCCGCACCACACGCAGCAGCAGCGUGAAACCAAUCCUUAUAUUAGCCAUGGGAGCCCCCUAGUCACCCAGCCCCAUGAGUCUCACGACAUUCACCUUCAUGCAUCACUGCCACACUCACAAACCACCCCACAUAAUGAUUCACAAAACAGUAGCUCACAUGCAUCAUCCUUUCAGCGUCAGACCUCCAACCCUGAAGCCAUUCAGCCCCACGCCACCAGCUCAGGGGUCAAACAAAAUGACACCCAACCAGAAGUCAUCCACUCUCAUGGUGCAAAUCCAGAAACUUCUCUUUCUCAUGAGAAGAGUUCAGAAGACACUCUACCUCACAAGUUAGCUGAGCAAGACAGUAAGUCUGGAAAUGACAAGACUUCCCCGCAGACGGUUUCAUCUGAGGAAAGUUCCACAGAAAGGCCGGCCUCUUCACAGAAAACGCCAACUUCACAGUCCUUUGAACAUGAACAUUCGCAGUCACCAGAAAAACACCAGCCUCAUGAAGCUUCAGUUAAUGGUGAUAAUGAUGACAGUAACCAACAGGUGGGGAAUGAUGGAUCCAAGAGUCAGAAUAGCAAAAAUACCAGUGAAGUUUCUCACAAUGUUCCCCAUCAUCACUACUAUCCAGAGGUUGAGUCUGUUGUUGAAGCUGACCUGCACUCAUGGGAAAACAGCGAUCACAAGCACUCCUCUGCCUCUAAAGUCAGAGAUGAUACUGAAGAUGCGGGCGCUGGAGAGGACUUAGCAGAUGCAGGGAACCAAGGAGUUAGAAAUGUAGUGAGUAGAGAAAAUAAUAGAACGUUGCCGCUGAGAGGGGCUGUCAGAGGAACCAUUUUGGUUGGUCAUUCCCUCGAACUAGCGAAAGACGAGAACAGUGACACUAAAGAUGGGAAAGUUGAAUACAUUGACACUGGAGCAUUGUCAACAGAUACCGAAGAGGAUACCACUGAUGAGUUAACGGCUGAAGAACUGCAACAAGAGUCAAAGAUCCAAGUUAGUAGAGCAGGAGAGAGUGUUCAACAUCCCCAUGAGCCAGCAGGAAGCGACGACAAACCAUCUGAGGAGAAUGGUGGCAGUAGUCAGGCUCAAGAAGUUUCUGAUUCAGAAAAGAAAGAAGAGAAAUCUGAAAAUAAAGAAGAGCCUACUGGGGAGGUGGAGAUCGUUCCUUCAUUGGUGAUGGACAGUUCAUCUAUAGACAUUGUAGAGAGGAGUGAGGGAGCUGAAAAAGAAGUGCUAGAAGGAGCUGCAUCUGAGACAGUAGUUGAGACAGCUACACGAAAGACAGACCUCACACCAGCAGAAGCAGCUGUUGAGGAAGACAGACGUGAAUCCCGCAUUUAUGUGAAGAGCACUGAAGACCAAACUCAUGAUCCUGCCAGUGUGGAGGACCAAAGAGAAAAUGAGAAUCACAAUGAUUCAAAGAUGACUGAUGGAUUAGAAAGCAUGAGUAUGACAUCGCCUACUCCUGAUACAUCUUUGGAAGAAGGACGAGCUUCUGAAGACACAGAAGCCACCAUAAUGCCACCUGAGACAUUUGAUGAGAAUGAGAAUACUACUGCAAUAGAGACUGAAGGCAAGAUCGAGGGGAAUGAGGAAAGUCCUGUCCCAGCCCCAAGUGUUGCCCCACCACCCGCUGAAGAUUACACUGAUAAUUACAGUGAUCCCAUCAGUGCUGAGAGCCUUCCAGACGAGUUGGUGACCCAACAAGAGAUACCUAGCAGAGAACGGCCUCAAACAGAUUAUCCACUUCUGUCAACCAGUGAUAAGGAGGCUAGUGGGAACCUUAGGACAGAAGGAGGUGUGGCCUGGGCUUUGCCUCCCCAGCAGGAGCAAGUGAGUGCCGUGGCUCCAGACUCCCUCACUCCAGGCUGCAUUGUGGCCAUCGUGUUUGGUGUUAUUAUUUCAGUCUCUGUUUUGCUGGGUGUCGGUGGGUUCGUGGUGUGGCAGCGACGUAGCCUCAACCGCCCCAAGGUGCUGGGGUCUGACAGGGGCUAUGCGGGAUCAGACUCGGGCGGCUACAUUGAUGACCAGGUGCGGGUUUCCUACGUCAACUCUCAGAUUGAUUCACCCAAGGGCACAGGUGGCCAGGCCUCUCAGUCACCUCAGGGAGAGCAGGUGCCACAGGUCCUGAUACACCUUAGAAGCCUCAAGCCCUCCUUGCCUAAGGGCCUAGGGAAGAGCUUUCAAAAGGCCCUCCCAUCCAUGCCCAAGGUUGCCCCUAUGAAUCUUCCCAACAUUGGCCAAUUCAUCCCUAAGUGGGAGUCCAGAGGAUCUAAUCAGUCUGGACAAUGAUUCCUUCUUGAAUAGUCUGGAGUCCAUGACUAUCCAAAACUUGUGGACUGACAAUAUUCGCCACACUAAAUUGUAGCCCCUCGCCUAUCCAUAUUCUUCCUGUGCUUGCCAGAGAGAGAGAGAGAGAGAGAGAGAGAGAGAGAGAGAGAGAGAGAGAGGAAAUAUUAUCAUAAAAAGGUAAACUACAGAUAAGUUUUCUAUGCUUUUAUGUUACCAAACUAGAUAUCCACAUUGUUUUUUUUUCAGUUGUCCAGCUUGCACAUGGAAGUAUGGAAAGAGGUUAUGUGAUGUUGAAGAUGAUCUCUGGUUGGUCAGUUCUGUACAUGAUUAUGAGUAAGGUAUUUACAUAACUGGUGGUGAAUGUGAGUCACAUUCCUGACUAAUGUAGAUGUGUGCAAGUUAAUGACCUUGAAAUAAUUAGUUUCCAUAGAUUUUCUGAAAUUUUAUACAUAAACAAGUGACUUGUGCAGUAUUUUUCCUAAAGCAAUAGGAUGCUCUCAAGAAACCUGGAUUUUAUGGAGUAAUCUUCUUUAUUUGGUAUGCACCAAUUGUCUUAAAGGAAUAAAUUUUUACAUUUUUUAAAAAGCAUACAUUAUGUUGCAAAUUGCAAGAGAAAUCUUACAUUUUUUGCAUGUGGCAUAAAGCAGCUAACUAAUCAUGGUGGAAUAAAGCUGUUGAGGAGAAAAUGGUAAUUGCACUUAUACUUUCAAGUUUUUGGCUCUUUGUUACUGGAGUCAGAAGAGAAUGACACCAUCACUUUACAGGGAUUAUGGAAAUUAAUCAUUUACUGCUUUAUAGCUUUUUGCUUUAUUCAAAUAGCCUUCCAUGGAAUGUAUAUAAUGUGAUGGAUAGGGAACAGACAAAAUACACAACACUUUUCUUUUUUUUCCCACUUGAAAUACUGAAACACUGCACUCCCACAUUACUUAAGAGUGUAAACAAAGGAAGUCCAACACUGUACUGCAAUUGUGUUAACAUUUUGUAUAUAGUUGUUCAUAAAUACUGAUGCAUAGACCAGUUAUUCUUAAAAAUGUGAUCUGCUCUUCCAUGGACUGAUAUUUUAAUUUUUUUUUUGAGUCAUGAAAAGAGAGGAAAUAUAAUUUAUGGACAUGGCUAAGCUUACUUUACAUUUUGAAAAUAAAUAUGAUAGCACUUCAGCCAUUGUAUGUAAUUUUCAGCAUAAUAGAAAAGAACUUCUGUUCAUAGUCUAAGGAAAGCCAUGAAAUGCAAAGUUAUGUAAAAAUAUUAUUGUAUGAUUAAAUACAACAGAUUAAAUUAAACUAAGAGGAAGGUAACACAAUAUUUAAGAAUCAAACAGAAUUAAACCUUUUGACACAUGUUUCUGUAGCUCCACUGAUACUCUGCAUCACAAGCCAUACCUGACUAUGAAUUCUAACUCCAACAGGUCAAUGUGAUAUUAUUCUUAGAACUUUACCAUUCAAAUCAUUCCACAAGAAUAGGUGUGUUCUGAAUUACCUAAUUCUUAUUAUCUUAAAUUACCAAAUUGUUUUCCAAUGAUGAUUUUUUUUGUUUUUGUUAUAAUUCAAAGAAUUUUAUUAAUUAAAACAAAAUAUAAUCACAAAAGAUUUGAAUAAUUUAUGAAGGUUAUAUUAAGUGGCUGUAACCUCAGACAGCCUGUGUGUUAUCAAGGCAAAUUUCCAUAAACUGUUCCAUAUGAGAAUGACAUUAGAGUAUUUUCUCUUAAAUGAAACUAAAUGUCUUAUGAAGUGGCCAGCAGAUCUUAAACACUCAGGAAAAAAUCAAAACAUUGAUUUUUUUUUUUCCAUUAUAGCAACACUGGCAUAUCUGCCACAUGCAAAUAUAUUAAACAUUUUUAAUUGA